Molecule: messenger RNA, 1539 nt
Organism: Lontra canadensis (Northern American river otter)
Lineage: Eukaryota; Metazoa; Chordata; Mammalia; Carnivora; Mustelidae
Gene: UCP3
Product: uncoupling protein 3
Exons: 7
Coding region: 285-1220 (311 amino acids)
Biological process (GO): mitochondrial transport; adaptive thermogenesis; response to cold
Cellular component (GO): mitochondrial membrane
Molecular function (GO): oxidative phosphorylation uncoupler activity
Source: RefSeq, a predicted model, not a curated record
AGGGUAAGGUUUCAAGCCAGCUGGAGCGUAUAAAGAUAGGUGCCAAGCCGGAGGCAGAGAGACAACAGUGAAUGGUAAGGGGGCAACUAGAUCCCUGCUGCCCCUUCCUGGGAUGGAGCCCUAAGGAGCCUUAAGGAGGCCCUGUGCUUCCCCUGCCCUGGCUGGACUCACAGCCUCCUCCCUGCACUAAAGCUCAGGACUGCAAAGCGGCCUCUCUUCUUGGACCUCUCUCCUCUCUUCUCUCUCCUGGGCCCCGGAGGGACCAGGCAGAACCUUCUGGGACCAUGGUUGGACUAAAGCCUUCAGAGGUACCUCCCACCACAGCUGUGAAAUUCCUGGGGGCAGGCACAGCAGCCUGUUUUGCUGAUCUACUCACCUUUCCACUGGACACAGCCAAGGUUCGCCUACAGAUCCAGGGGGAGAAGCAGGCGACCCAGGCAGCCCAGAGACCCCAGUACCGCGGCGUGCUGGGCACCAUCCUGACCAUGGUGCGCACCGAGGGCCCCCGCAGCCCCUACAAUGGGCUGGUCGCCGGCCUGCAGCGCCAGAUGAGCUUCGCCUCCAUCCGCAUCGGCCUCUACGACUCUGUCAAGCAGUUCUACACCCCCAAGGGAUCCGACCACUCGAGCAUCACUACCCGGAUUUUGGCAGGUUGCACCACCGGGGCCAUGGCGGUAUCAUGUGCCCAGCCCACGGAUGUGGUGAAGGUCCGGUUUCAGGCCAGCAUACACCUUGGGGCCGGGAGCAACAGGAAAUACAGUGGGACAAUGGACGCCUACAGGACCAUCGCCAGGGAGGAAGGACUCAGGGGCCUAUGGAAAGGAACUUUCCCCAACAUCACAAGGAACGCCAUCGUCAACUGUGCUGAGAUGGUGACCUAUGACAUCAUCAAGGAGAAGCUGCUAGACUAUCGUCUGCUCACGGACAAUUUCCCCUGCCACUUCAUCUCUGCCUUUGGAGCCGGCUUCUGUGCCACAGUGGUGGCCUCCCCAGUGGACGUGGUGAAGACCCGGUACAUGAACUCGCCCCCAGGCCAAUACCACAGCCCCCUGGACUGCAUGCUGAAGAUGGUGGCCCACGAGGGCCCCACUGCCUUCUAUAAGGGAUUUACACCAUCAUUUUUGCGUUUGGGAACCUGGAACGUGGUGAUGUUCGUGACCUAUGAGCAGCUGAAACGGGCCUUGAUGAAAGUCCAGAUCCUACGGGAAUCUCCAUUCUGAAUAAAGCAGGGCCACUUAGUACCUAAUUGGAACAAGAACCAGUGGGUCCCACACAAACCCACACAUGUUUACACAACUGUUUACUUGCUGCUGAGUCAAGAAAUAGAAGCAGAGAAAGGAUUCUGGUCUUCAGUGCUUUGUCUUAAGAACACAUUUGUUUUGUAUGGACAAGUUGGAAAUUAAAUUAUAUUAAUUUGGGGGACCCAUGAUGUUGGAUGCCUAACAUUUAGGCAAGAGAAAAUAAACCAAAACAUCCAUGUGGAUAAAACCAAAGUCUGCAAACCUAUGUUCUGUAAAAAAAAAAAAAAAAAAAAAAAAA